UCUUUAUUUUCGUAUUGAUUCACUCGUUGGUCACAUAAUUAGUUUUGUACAGUUGGUAUAGCUGACAUUACCACAACGUGUAAACAAGAUGCUUGUUUUCCUACUUUUAAUCGUCCAAUUGGGUGUGACAACAAUAGAAUGCAAACUGGACAUCAAAGUGAUUCACAAUGAAUACGAGAAAUGCACUACAACAUCCGGUGUAGAAGGCGUCUGUGUACCUGAACAUUUUUGUGCCUCUGACCAUAAGAUAUAUCCCGGUGGAAAUGCACCUGACUCCUUUUUAAGGAAGUUGUCUGACUGUACUUCAAGUUAUCAUUGGUGCUGCGAAUACCCUAAAACUGAACCUGACACGACUACAACAGAAGAACUAGGAAGAGGAAAUGACGACACAUCAAGUGAAGAAAUCACUUCCGAUAAGCAAAAAUGCGUCACCGUGGAUGGAGAUUUCUGCCCCUGGUGUGCUAUCCUGUAUAAAAAACCUGACCCAUUUACUGAGCGCGAUGGACUAUUCUGCACAGGAGUUGUAAUUGGAGAUAACGUUGUGUUGACAUUAGGAACUUGUUCCAAGGCAGCACCAGAAGAUAUACGGGUCGCUGUACCUGAAUCCUUAAACCCUUUUAAGUCAUAUAAAGUCCAAAGUAGAUUUGUACACGAGGGAUAUAAUACUGGUACUCGCCAAAAUGAUUUUGCCUUUGUGGUUCUUGAUGAAAAUAUUGUUUGGCCAAACAAUGCUUACAAUGGUGCAUGUCUUGGACUAUCAACUCCACUCAAAGGAGACUGCUACGCGUUCGCGUAUAUAAAUAAAAAAAUUCAUUCUACUAUUCUAAGUGUUAGUGAUGGAAGUUGUUCUGGUAGCGGAACCGUUUCUGAUGCAGCCUGUGGAACACUUCAGUCAUUUGGAGAGAGCGAUUCUCAUUGUUUAGUAACCCCGGGUGCUCCAAUCAUAUGUCCAGCAGAGAAUGGGGCUUUUGUGGUGGCUGGCUUAGCUCGGCGACCCUGUCGGCAAAACACAACACUACUGGGAUCUAUUGAAAAAUCAUCCGUUUGGAUAAAAUAUACAUUGAACUCCUUAGGGAUGAAGUUGGAAAACUAUUAUGAAGAAUCACAGAGCAAUGAAGAUUAUUAUUAAUUGGUGGUGAAUAAAAUAUAGAUCUUAACACUACAUCCCUGUAAAACUCUUAUUUGCAAAAUAAAGGAUAGUGGGAUAUGA
Leptidea sinapis is the source of this 1210-nucleotide messenger RNA. RefSeq lists its product as uncharacterized. NCBI's taxonomy places the organism in Eukaryota, Metazoa, Arthropoda, Insecta, Lepidoptera, Pieridae. The record is from RefSeq and is a predicted model, not a curated record. Gene Ontology annotation, biological process: proteolysis. The transcript is spliced from 9 exons. Bases 89 to 1129 code for a protein of 346 amino acids. Gene Ontology annotation, molecular function: serine-type endopeptidase activity.